AUGACGUCAUCAGCAAAGAGAGCAUGUCGGCGUGCGCCUGUGCAGUCACGUGUCGUCGUGUGUCUGAGUAGCGUGUCAUCAUACGCAUGCGCAGUCCUGUCUUGGGCGCCUGUACAGUCACGUGUUGGGCUGUGUCCCCCGAGGCCAGUGGAGGUGUGCGCCUGCGCAAUCCCUUAUCGACAUGCGCCUGCGCAGUCCAGAGUCGGUGUGUGUCAGCAGGAGGCCGCCUCAGGUGAGUCCGUGUCCGCCCACACGGGGAAGCUGAGGCUCAGGGCAGAGGGGUGUGUGAGGGGACGCAGUGAGGGCGCCUCCCCCGGGAGUCAGGGCAGGCCCGGGAGGGGGCGGCGCAGGUCCUGGGAGGCCUCAGGGCCCCGCAGCGGGGUGGUCGGGUCAGGGGAAGCUGUGGCUGAGGGGCGUGGGAGCGGCGUCCGCGGCGGAGGGGGCGUCCGGGCCUCCCCCGCCCUGGGUCGGGCCCCGGGACCUCCGGGCCGGGCGGGAGCGGGUCUGUGCCCACCUGCGUCCUCCGGAAGUGGCCGGGCUGCGACCCCACAGGAGGGGCUGAGGGCGGGGACGACCCCACCCCGGGGCGCAUCAGCCCACCUGAGGGGCGGCUCCGGGAGGCCCGUGUCCUUGGUGCUGGGUCCUGGCCCUGGGAGAGGAGGGCGGAGCCGGCUGACAGGGCGGGGCGGGGCCCCAUCCCUGCAGGGAGCCUGUGCCCCCAUCCUGGGGACUGAGGGCCUGGCUGGGGUGGGGGCGGUGCCCCUUCCUGUGGGGCUGCGGGCUAAACAGCCCUGCGAUACUGGGAGGACCCGGCCUCCGAGCGUCCACACCCGGUGUGUGUCCCUGCCGCGGGCGCUGUGCCGGGGCCGGCGGAGAGGACGCCAUGACCCCCGCCCUCGUGGUCCUGCUCUGCCUGGGGAGACAGGAAGACGGGGAGGGGAGACCCUGCUCUGGGAGGGACCCUGCCCCCGCCCACAGCCAGGCCCUGCUCCCUGGAGACCCCAGGCUCAGGAGCCCCGGGGAGGAGAGGACCUGCGCAGGGGCAGGGCAACCCUCUCACGGGGAGCUCUCCUCCAGGGCUGUGCGGGCCCAGGACCCGAGUGCAGGCAGGUGAGCGUGCCCCCUCUCUGCCGGUCCCCCCCCCAUGGGACAAGGGCCACCCCGGGCAGCUGGGGUGGGGACAGUAGCCCUGUCUGGUGAGGAGGGCGUCUGGGAGGGUCCUGGCCUGCGAGGGGAC
This is a messenger RNA of Oryctolagus cuniculus (rabbit), 1237 nucleotides long. NCBI's taxonomy places the organism in Eukaryota, Metazoa, Chordata, Mammalia, Lagomorpha, Leporidae. The record is from RefSeq and is a predicted model, not a curated record.